AUGUUACGUCUUCUAUAUUUACUUUCAUUGGUAUUUAUGAAUAAUGCGAAUACAAGUCGUGUCAUUGGUGGAAAUUAUGCCAGUCCUGGACAAUUUCCAUAUCAGGUUGCAUUACAAUUAAAUGGUAGACAUCAUUGUGGCGGUGCUAUAAUUUCAGAAACGGCAAUAUUAACAGCUGCUCAUUGUACAAUUAAUCAGUCACCGCAGUCAAUGAUGGUAAUUGCUGGUACAACUGAUAUUCAAGAUACAGAUGGUAUAAGAAUUCAACCAAGUCGUUUUAUUAAUCAUCCACAAUAUUCAUCACAAACUAAUGAUUAUGAUAUUUCAAUUAUUCAAUUAAGUCAACCAUUACCAAUUGGAAAUAAUAUAAAACCGAUUAAUAUGGUAGAUGUUAAUGAUAAUUUUGAUGCAGACACUAUUGGUACCCUAAGUGGUUGGGGAGCUAUUGAUAGUAAUUUACAAUUACCUACUAAAUUGAAAUAUGCUAAAAUUCAACUUUGGAGUCGGGAUUAUUGUAAUCCACAAAAUAUACCCGGUAUCACUGAUAGAAUGAUUUGUGCAGGACAUCCGAGUGGGCAAAUCAGUGCAUGUCAAGGUGAUUCUGGUGGUCCAUUAACAGUUAAUGAAAAACUUGCUGGUGUUGUUAGUUGGGGUUUUGGAUGCGGUGCAGCUGGACGUCCUGCAAUGUAUACUUUUGUCGGAACUUUCAGACCCUGGAUUAAACAGACAGUUGGUGUUUGA
This is a messenger RNA of Condylostylus longicornis, 741 nucleotides long. RefSeq names its product trypsin-1-like. Bases 1 to 741 code for a protein of 246 amino acids. The transcript is spliced from 2 exons. NCBI's taxonomy places the organism in Eukaryota, Metazoa, Arthropoda, Insecta, Diptera, Dolichopodidae. Gene Ontology annotation, biological process: proteolysis. The record is from RefSeq and is a predicted model, not a curated record. Gene Ontology annotation, molecular function: serine-type endopeptidase activity.